This is a messenger RNA of Exophiala aquamarina CBS 119918, 567 nucleotides long. RefSeq lists its product as uncharacterized. The coding region runs from base 1 to 567 and encodes 188 amino acids. Lineage: Eukaryota; Fungi; Ascomycota; Eurotiomycetes; Chaetothyriales; Herpotrichiellaceae. The record is from RefSeq and is a predicted model, not a curated record. The transcript has a single exon.
AUGAGUGUCCACAACUUGAGAAUCUUCUCCCAGAAUGAUCGGUCUACGAAUCGCUCAUUUGGUCAUGUCAACAGUGAAAGUCACAGUCCAACUAUCGUCGAUUGGCGGACAUACGACGUCAUCACGCUCGAGCAGAUGUCGAGGGAUGACCUGGAAAACAGAAUUUGGAUGCUUGUCAACAUGCUGAAAUCUGCUCGCCCAGGCUGCUUCAGAGUGCUGGAAUGUCUUGGUUAUUUUGAGGAUAACACAGGCCCAAGGUUUGGUCUGGUGUUUCAGUAUCCCCACGACCCGGACCCGAUCUACCCUCUCCAACCUCUAACGCUCCAUCAAAUAAUGAACAGAGCAGAAAAUAUUCCAUCCCUUGAAGAGCGAUUUGGCCUGGCUCAUUUUCUUGCAGGCUGCUUGCACGAGUUCCUUUGUGCCGACUGGCUGCAUAAAAGUAUUGAUUCAUACAACCUACUGUUUUUCCAGAGAUCCGAUGGCAGAUCCGGCCGGGUUUCAUUGCAGGACCCCUACUUCGCUGGGUUUGCUCUGGCUCGUCCAGAUGGUACCAACAUUCAGACAUAG